AUGCACAGGCGAGCGGUCACAAGGUUUUCACGCCGCGUCGAGCUUUCUUCGACCAGCGUAACGGCCUCAACCUCGACCUUCUCUCCACGGAGCUUUCACUCCUCUGCAUCGCAUCGAAACUCGGAACCCGGGGAUAAUAAAAGUGAUGGAAGAUCUGCGACCACUCCGAAAACUUCCGGCUUUGCGCCCAAGUUCGGAGCCCCCAAAUUUGGAAGCAAAUGGGGUACUGGAGGAACGCAAUCGACAGGUCUGAGUGCCGCGGAGCAGACAUUGCGAGACGCGCUGGUUGCUAGAAGCAAGCCACCCCAACCCCCACCACGAGCGCCAGAACGUGAGCGCUCAUCGGAUCCUCUACGGAAUCAAAGAUGGGCCAAGCGCUCCUACGGGGAUUCUGCUGACAGAGACGACAACCGCGGUUUCCAGCAACGGCAACGACGUACUGACAAUCAGGAACCCUCGGGUCAUCGAAACGACUGGAAUAACAACCGGGAACUCUCAAACCAACGAAACGAACGCAAUAAUAACCGGGAGCCUUCGGGAAAUCGAAACAGCUGGAAUAAAAAACCAAGGCAAAGAAUCCCGCAGCGGGCACCAACCGACUGGGACUGCCCCGGUUGCCAACGAUAUGUCUUUGAAAAAUACUCGGAUUGUCCUUUCUGUCAUACACCGCGGCCAGAACUACCAGCAGAGGAGGCGCGGACACCGCGGAAUAAUGCGGAAGCUGCCAAGCUGCGAUUGCUUCAGCGCUCACUCCAGGCCCAAGAAGCUGCUGCACAGCCGAAGAAGGAUAAACCUAAGGCUGAGGAAUCCAUGGCCAAGGCUGAGAAAAAGAAAGUCGAGAAACAGAAAGUCACCAAAGUCGACAAAGUGGAUAAAGUUGACCAAUGGACCUGGGAUAUGUCUGCGCUAGAGAAACUAGAGUCGGGUGAAGGUGAGGAAGAUAUUCCACUGGAUGUCAAAAAGUCGAAGCGCCGUGAUGGAGGAAAGCAGCGGGAUUCCGAGUCCGCGGAGUUUGAAGCUGAGGAACGUGAACAGCGGCGCGAGGCACGCAAGCGCAAGAAGGCGAAAGAAGCUAAGAGAGAGGCGAGGAAGGAGGAGGAGCGUGCUGCUCCUCAACCUCUUUACCUCCCUGAAUUCAUUAGUGUUAACAACCUAGCCGAUGUCAUUGGCGUCCGGCCAGCUCAAUUUAUUGCACGCAUGGAGGAAAUGGGCUUUGAGGAUGUCGAAUACAACCAUGUGCUGGAUGCCGAGACUGCUGGGUUGGUCGCCGCUGAGUACAACUAUGAAGCUAUCUUCGAUACUGGGGCGGAUAAUAUUGAGGCUGAACCAGUGCCAGAAGAUGUUUCUGACUGGCCAACUCGACCGCCUGUGGUAACUAUCAUGGGCCAUGUUGACCAUGGUAAGACUACUAUCUUGGACUGGCUGCGCAAAUCAUCCGUUGCUGCGACUGAGCACGGUGGUAUCACUCAGCACAUUGGCGCAUUCUCUGUGCCAAUGCCUUCUGGAAAAUUGAUUACUUUCUUGGAUACUCCUGGACACUCGGCAUUCUUGGAAAUGCGCCGUCGCGGUGCCGACGUCACUGAUAUCGUGGUUCUGGUGGUAGCCGCCGAUGACAGUGUGAAGCCACAGACCAUUGAAGCCAUCAAGCACGCAACACAGGCGAACGUUCCUAUCAUUGUUGCCAUGAGCAAGAUUGACAAGGAGGGCCGCAACCCGGAUCGAGUGAAACAAGAUUUGUCAGUCCACGGUGUCCACGUGGAAGAUUACGGUGGUGAUGUUCAAGCCAUCGGAGUCAGCGGUAAGACUGGCGAGGGUAUGCUUGAGCUUGAAGAGGCUAUUGGUGCCCUCUCGGAGAUGCUUGACCACCGGGCUCAAAGGACCGGUAACGUCGAGGGAUGGGUCCUUGAGGCUUCGACCAAGUCCUAUGGCCGAGUCGCAUCAGCUCUUAUCCGUCGUGGUACACUGCGGCCGGGUGAUAUCAUUGUUGCCGGUAAUACCUGGGCUCGAGUGCGCACUUUGCGUAACGAGGCUGGCUUGACCGUCAGUGAAGCAACCCCAGGAAUGCCCAUCGAGAUUGAUGGCUGGAGAGACCAGCCUGCUGCUGGUGCUGAGAUUCUUCAGGCGCCCACUGAGCAGAAGGCUAAGGAUGUUGUGGAAUAUCGUCAGGAACGGGCUGAUACUGAGAAGCUUGGCCAGGAUAUGGUUGCCAUUAACGAGGCGCGACGAGAACUCUCUGAAAAGCGCAAGCUCGAGGAGUCUCAAUCUGAUGACGCGCCUAGUGCUGUUGCAGAACCAACUGGCCCGAAGGCGAUCAAUUUCAUCAUCAAGGCCGAUGUUGAUGGUUCUGCAGAGGCGGUCAUGAACUCCAUGGCUGCCAUUGGCAAUAACGAAGUCUAUGCCAACAUUCUUCGCUCGGCAGUUGGCCCCGUCGCAGAGUUCGAUAUCGAGCAUGCUGCUGCUGCUAAAGGAAGAGUCAUCUCUUUCAACAUGCCCAUUGAUCCUAACAUGAUGCGCAUGGCGGAGCAAGAAGGCGUGAAGAUCAUGGACCACAAUAUUAUCUAUAAACUCAUCGACGAUGUCAAGGCCGACCUGAGUCAAUAUCUUGCGCCGACCAUUACCCAGCGUGUCACAGGUGAAGCCGAGAUUGGCCAAAUCUUUGAAAUCACCGUCAAGGGACGUGAUAAGAUCGCUAUUGCGGGUUGCCGUGUGCGUAACGGCACAGUCAACAAAGCCCGUAAGGUCAGAGUCAUCCGAGGUGACGAGACUGUAUACGAUGGCACGAUGACUUCGCUGAAGAACGUCAAGAAGGACGUUACUGAGAUGCGAAAAGACACCGAGUGUGGUAUCGGAUUCGAGGGCUGGGCUGAUUUUGCCGUUGGCGAUCACAUCCAGUGCUACGAGGAGAUUCACGAAAAGCGCUACCUCUGA
This is a messenger RNA of Penicillium odoratum, 2928 nucleotides long. Its product is annotated as translation initiation factor 2. The transcript is spliced from 3 exons. Gene Ontology annotation, biological process: translational initiation. Gene Ontology annotation, molecular function: translation initiation factor activity; GTP binding; GTPase activity. The coding region runs from base 1 to 2928 and encodes 975 amino acids. The record is from RefSeq and is a predicted model, not a curated record. Lineage: Eukaryota; Fungi; Ascomycota; Eurotiomycetes; Eurotiales; Aspergillaceae.